This is a messenger RNA of Paramecium primaurelia, 342 nucleotides long. The record is from the annotation of a GenBank genome assembly. NCBI's taxonomy places the organism in Eukaryota, Ciliophora, Oligohymenophorea, Peniculida, Parameciidae.
AUGGAAAAUGCAAAGGUGGCACAGAUGGAAAAUGUUAAAAGAGUACUUGUUAGGAUGCUCCAAGUACUUAUAACACGAAUUUUGAAUGUAAGAAUUUUUAAUUAGGCUAUGUAACAAAUAGUAAUGGAUGAAUAAUUUAAAAAAGUUUUUAAUUAACUCUCGCUGCAGAAUGUUAAUGGAAUUAGUGUUGUGUUGACUCUAUAAAAUGUUCAAAUUUUAAUACUCAAUUUAUUUGUGAAAACAAUUCAGCCAUCAAAUACACAUUUGAAGAUGGAAUACUCCUAAUUAUUACUCAAAAUGUUUAUGAAAGAAUCAUACUUAUCAAAAUUUAUAGUGCUCUGA